This is a messenger RNA of Scomber scombrus (Atlantic mackerel), 447 nucleotides long. RefSeq lists its product as uncharacterized. The coding region runs from base 1 to 447 and encodes 148 amino acids. NCBI's taxonomy places the organism in Eukaryota, Metazoa, Chordata, Actinopteri, Scombriformes, Scombridae. The transcript is spliced from 3 exons. The record is from RefSeq and is a predicted model, not a curated record.
AUGCUGGGAGACGGUGCGACGGCGCUGCAGGAUCCAACAGACCCGGUUCUUCCGACCAAUCAGACGCCUGCUGGACUCUUCAUGGCUGAGCUGGACCCGAGCUGGUCCAGACUGGACCGGGUCAGCCGGCGUCAGGAACCAGAACUAUUCCUGCUCCUGCUCCACCUGGUGCCGCUCUUCCCCCUGCUCCUGCUCCCGGUCCGGGUCGCCCCCCCCCUUGCAGAGAAGGCCCUGUCAGACGGGUUCUGGCGGGUCCGGUACUCGGACACGUCUCUGCUGAUCUGGCAGCAGCAGCAGCAGCAGCUGGAGGCGGCUCCUCCUUCCAACUACCUGAGCCGCAGCCAGUCCUCCUGGUACAGUCGCUAUGGUAACCAGGCCGUGCUGGUCCGGGACAAGAGGGGCACGGACGACCCAGAGGGCCGGUCCAGGAUCUGCUCCGUCAUGUAG